Spea bombifrons (plains spadefoot toad) is the source of this 2290-nucleotide messenger RNA. Its product is annotated as oocyte zinc finger protein XlCOF7.1-like. The record is from RefSeq and is a predicted model, not a curated record. Bases 368 to 1924 code for a protein of 518 amino acids. Gene Ontology annotation, biological process: negative regulation of transcription by RNA polymerase II. Lineage: Eukaryota; Metazoa; Chordata; Amphibia; Anura; Pelobatidae. The transcript is spliced from 3 exons. Gene Ontology annotation, molecular function: DNA-binding transcription repressor activity, RNA polymerase II-specific.
GCUCACAUCGACUCGUAAUGAGGACGGAUCCCCCUCAGAUGAAGACGGAAAUGUCUCAGCCCCCGAUACACACACAGAGCACGACGGGGGGGAUAAUACGUCUGUCCACGUAAAGGAGGAAUCCGCUUCCAAUGAGCAUUAUUGGAUCCCAACCGAACACAAGGAAUCUACUUCUACUGAUAAAACCCAAACCAGUAACACACAUUUUCAGUGUGAAACACCCCCUGAUGAGGGUACAUAUAGCUGCCCAAAGUGUCAGGAACGGUUUACCAGUGACUCUGAUCUUCUUCUACGUCAGACCAUCCAUGAUAGAGCGGCGGUCUCCUCUCUGGACUGCGAGGAAAGUUCUAACUUUAAAUCUGAGUGCAUGAGGCAUCAGCGUAUUCUAAAAGGUGAAAAUCGCUAUUCCUGUUCUGUAUGUGGGAUAUGUUUUAAGAGGAACUCGCAGCUUGCUCGACACUUUAGAAUUCACACUGGAGAGAAGCCUUAUUCCUGUUCUGAAUGCGGGAAAUGUUUUAACAGUAAUUCAAACCUUGUAAAACAUCUUAUAAUUCACACCCAGGAGAAGCCUUAUUCUUGUUCUGCAUGUGGGAAAUGUUUUAACAGGAACUCCAACCUAAUUCAGCAUCUUAGAACCCACACCGGUGAGAAGCGCUAUUCUUGUCCCAAGUGCAGGAAAUGUUUCAACAGUAACUUGCAGCUUCUUGAACAUCUUAGAACUCACACAGUCGAGAAGCCUUAUACAUGUAUUGUCUGUGCGAAAUUAUUUAAAUGUAGCUCGGACCUUGAUCAACAUCUCAUAAUUCACACCCAGGAGAAACCUUAUUCCUGUUCCGAGUGUGGGAAAUGUUUUAACAGGAACUGGAACCUUGUUCAGCAUCUCAGAAUUCACACUCAGGAGAAGCCUUAUUCCUGUCCCAAGUGUGGGAAGUGUUUUGCUGUUACCUCAAACCUUGUUCGGCAUCUCAGAAUUCACACCGGGGAGAAGCCUUAUUCUUGUUCUGACUGCGGGAAAUGUUUUAACUGGAACUCGAGCCUUACUGUCCACCUGCGCACUCACACUGGUGAAAAACCAUUUCGAUGUUCCAAGUGUGGCAAAUGUUUUGCGUGCACCACGACCCUCAAUAAACAUCUCAAAAUUCACACCGGGGAGAAGCCUUAUUCCUGUUCCGAAUGCGGGAAGUGUUUCGUUCAUUACUCUAAUUUCACUGUCCACCUGCGGACUCACACAGGAGAGAAACCGUUUCCGUGUUCUGUGUGUGGAAAAUGUUUUGGCAGUAACUCUGGCCUUGCUAAACAUCUCGGAAUUCACAGCGAGGAGAAAUCUUUUUCUUGUUCCGUGUGCGGGAAAUGUUUCAAACAGUACUCGUAUUUAACCCACCACCUGCGGACUCACACAGGAGUUAAACCAUUUAAGUGUUCUGAAUGUGGGAAAUGUUUUAACUGUAAGGCAAGCCUUGCUCGGCAUCUCCGCGUUCACACCGGGGAGAAGCCUUAUUCCUGUUCCCAGUGCGGGAAACGUUUCUCACACUUUUCAGGUUUUGCCGCCCACCGGAGAACUUACACAGGAGAGAAACCGUUUAUGUGCUCUGUGUGUGGGAAACGUUUUAGUGGUAACUCAGGCCUUGUUCAACAUCUUCGAAUUCACACCGGGGAGAAGCCUUAUUCCUGUUCCGUGUGCGGGAAAUCGUUCACGCAGUCUUCCGGUUUUGUCCUCCACCAGCGGUCUCACACAGGAGAAAAACCAUUUCCGUGUUCAGAGUGCGGGAAAUGUUUUAUCAGCAACUCAAACCUUGUUCGACAUCUCCGAACCCACACCGGUGAGAAGCUGUUUUCAUGUUCCGAAUGUGGGAAAACUUUCAAAGAAAAGUCACAUUUUGUAAUCCAUCAGCAGACUCACACGGGAGAAAAAACAUCUCUGUGAGUUUAGAAAACGUUAACAUAUUGUUUGGUUAUGUUUAUAUCCCGUGUGCUUCUUGGCUCUCUUUCUGCAUCACUUGCCGCAGGCCUUGUCGUUUUCCAGUUUGGUUGUAGUGGGAGAGCCUCCACCUCUAUCGGCUGCCAUCUUCCCAACUUGUGUGAGCUGUGUUUCUUUGUUCCUGCGCUCAUCUGAAUUGUUCCAGCACCUGACUCACCGGCGUAUUUCCUACUGAUUUUCUUCAUAUUUUCCCCUCACAUUCGAUUGUCUUUAACUCUUUCUGUACUGGGAUAUGUUUGAAUUCAGGUGUUUUUUUUCCUCACUUGUUUACCUUGUGUAAUUAAAAUUUGGGCAAAUGUUCGAUAUUAUAAA